Molecule: messenger RNA, 1890 nt
Organism: Mercurialis annua (annual mercury)
Lineage: Eukaryota; Viridiplantae; Streptophyta; Magnoliopsida; Malpighiales; Euphorbiaceae
Product: protein FAR1-RELATED SEQUENCE 5-like
Exons: 3
Coding region: 1-1890 (629 amino acids)
Biological process (GO): regulation of DNA-templated transcription
Source: RefSeq, a predicted model, not a curated record
AUGGCAGUGACGGUAUCGAUUACAGUGAACAGUUUUUUUUAUGAAAACGGGUUUGAAAGUGAUACCGAAGCAAUAAAUUGGGCAAAGGGAAUUGCUAUACGGAUUGGCUUUGAGCUGGUUAUUUCGUCUCACAAGAAAGGGGGGUUGGUAAAACUUUUGAGAUGUUGUCGGGGUGAGAGAUAUAGAGGGUCGCACACAGAUUCAGAUUCUUUUGCACGAAAAAAUACGAAGACGAAGGCCUGCCAAUGCCCUUUCAGGAUUGUGGUGAAAUUUAUUAAUGGCACAUGGACUGUUCUUGCGAAGUCUGGGAUUUCAAGUAUGCACAAUCAUGCGUUAGCUGUGUAUCCUGAGGGACACCGUCAGAUGAGCGGACUGAGUGCUGCGGCCAAAAUGAUUGUGCGGGAUAUGAGUGCGGCACAAGUUAAGCCGUGUGCUAUUUUGGCGGCUGUUCAAGAAAAAAUUUCAUCUGACAAUCCUACAAGAAGACAAGUUUAUAAUUACAGAGAUAAUUUGAGAAAGUUCAGCUUUGAGGAUAGAGAUAUGGUAGGUCAGUUUUUUCAUUUGGCUCUGACACACAACUAUUUACACUGGACGCUUUCUGAGGAGAGCACAGGUGUGUUGACUCACCUUUUCAUGUCGCAUCCUGACUCCGUGCGGUUAGUCCGAACUUACCCCUGGGUGAUCGGUAUGGACUCCACGUAUAAGACCAACAAAUACCACAUGCCUUUCUUUGAGAUUAUCGGUAUGACUCCUUCUAACAAGAACUUCUUAAUUGCAUAUGCAAUUAUGAAGGAUGAGACUGAGGGGAGUUACAAAUGGGUGUUGGAGAGGUUGAGGUUUUUGAUUGGCGACCACCUACAGCCGACUUGUAUUUUUACUGAUCGAGAGUUGGGGCUGCUUAAACCAGUGAAGGAGAUAUUUCCACAUACUCCUCAUCUGCUUUGUACGUGGCACAUAAAUAAGGGUGUAGAAGACAAAGUGUUCAAACUGUGUGGGAGAGACACCGCAAUAACUGAUACUUUCAUGAAUGAGUCGUGGAAGAAACUUAUUAAGACUCAAACAGAGGAACAAUACGAAGCAACUUUGACCACUGUGAAAAUGCGGACUAGAGCGUUUCCAGCUGUGAUACAAUAUCUUAACCGUACUUGGUUGGGGCACAAAGAGAAGUUUGUAUCAUGUUGGACAAACAAAGUCUUACAUUUUGGAAACACCACUACGUGUAGAGUGGAGAGUGCACAUGCUCAGCUAAAGCAGUGGCUCAACUCUAGUACCGGUGCUCUAGACACAGUUUGGACGAAGGUGGACUGCGUUAUACAGUCCCAGUUGACUGAUAUUAGGAAAACACUCGAGGGCUCCAGACAGACUAUAGGCGUCCAUCGACGAGGUUAUCCAUACGACCAUGUCUCCUACAAAGUGUCCCACUACUGUCUUGAUUUAGUGGCGAAGGAAUUAAGGCGUAUGAGAGAGUUGAGUUGCGAUGUUCUAGUUCGUUGUGGUUGUGUGCUGAGAACAACACAUCAGAUUCCGUGUGCAUGUGAGCUGAAAGCAGUGAUUGAUGCAGGUGUUCCGAUUAGUCUGGACAGUAUCCAUUCAUUUUGGAAGACGCUUGUUAUCGGUGACGGGGUUGAAACAUCAGAACAAGCCGAUUAUGCCGCUUUUCAGUCAGAGGAUCAUCGGUACUUUUGCGGGGUUGUGGAGGAGGUGAUGUCUCAGGAUCCCUCUAUUGUGCGCGACAUAUCUCAUAUUAUCAACGAGCGACUUCGGCCGGCGAUGGUGCACGCCAUCGCCUGGCGAUGGCGAAGGUCCGACAGACCAUCGCUGGGCGAUGGCGUGCACCAUCGCCAUCGGCCGGCGAUGGUGCAACCGGUCAUCGCCAUCGCCAGACGAUGA